Molecule: messenger RNA, 324 nt
Organism: Lobosporangium transversale
Lineage: Eukaryota; Fungi; Mortierellomycota; Mortierellomycetes; Mortierellales; Mortierellaceae
Product: nuclear transcription factor Y subunit B-3
Exons: 2
Coding region: 1-324 (107 amino acids)
Biological process (GO): regulation of transcription by RNA polymerase II
Cellular component (GO): CCAAT-binding factor complex; nucleus
Molecular function (GO): protein heterodimerization activity; RNA polymerase II cis-regulatory region sequence-specific DNA binding; DNA-binding transcription activator activity, RNA polymerase II-specific
Source: RefSeq, a predicted model, not a curated record
AUGUCGGAACAGCAUCAGUCGGGCGAUGAAUUAGACGAUUACAAGGAGCAGGAUCGUUUCUUACCUAUUGCUAAUGUAGCUCGUAUCAUGAAGAAGGCUCUUCCAGACAAUGCUAAAAUCGCGAAAGAGGCUAAGGAAACUGUACAGGAAUGCGUUUCAGAAUUCAUUUCUUUCAUCACCAGUGAAGCAAGUGAUAGAUGCCAGCUUGAGAAACGUAAAACAAUUAAUGGUGAGGAUAUUUUGUGGGCAAUGCAGUCGCUUGGAUUCGAGAACUAUGCAGAGGUGCUGAAAAUUUACUUAGCAAAAUAUCGUGAGGCAAGUUAA